Molecule: messenger RNA, 531 nt
Organism: Dracunculus medinensis (Guinea worm)
Lineage: Eukaryota; Metazoa; Nematoda; Chromadorea; Rhabditida; Dracunculidae
Source: the annotation of a GenBank genome assembly
AUGAGCUUGAAAAUUGGAACCAUUUUAUCAUCACUAUAUGAAUCAAUUGCUAUUUCUGAAGCGCCAUUUUGUUCAAGAAUCGCCUUACAAUAUUUAUUCGACAUAAGAGUGUUAUAUUUAAUGCUAUCAUGCGAUUCUUUGCGAAUUUUGUUACCUUCAUUCGAAAAGAAGCUCGAUCCCUUUGAUUUCAGCCUUUUAUCGUCUCCUGUCAUGCGGAAUGCUCGUAUUGCAGCCCAGCGUUAUUCGGUUUUAUUCGGAUAUAUUUUAUCAGAUUUUGUGCCCAAUAAAGAAUUAUCUCUCAGUCCAUCUUAUUCUGCUGUAGUCGAUAUUUCACCGCGUAUUAUGGAUAUUGCACGCUUUUCUUUACUUCCUCGGCUUUCCAAAACCUCUAAAAAUUUAUCAUUUAAAAUGGAAUGUCUCGAUUCAUCAUCAUCGUUGAAUCGAAAGAACGAAAUUGGCAAUUCACCUAGCGUUCGUAAUUCAUCUUCAUUAUCUUCAUUUUACAAAAUACCGAGCUGGUUCGGCAGUUAA